Zonotrichia albicollis (white-throated sparrow) is the source of this 2761-nucleotide messenger RNA. NCBI's taxonomy places the organism in Eukaryota, Metazoa, Chordata, Aves, Passeriformes, Passerellidae. The record is from RefSeq and is a predicted model, not a curated record.
CAUCUGCAAGCAGCAGUUCAACAACCUGGACGCCUUCGUGGGGCACAAGCAGAGCGGCUGCCAGCUCACCAGUGCCACCGCCGGCGCCACCAGCACCGUCCAGUUCGUGUCCGAGGAGACUGUGCCGAGCACACAGGCUCAGAGCAGCAGCAGGACCAUCGCCUCCGAGACACAAACCAUCACAGUUUCUGCACCAGAGUUUGUUUUUGAGCAUGGCUACCAAACCUACCUGCCCAGCGAGAGCACGGAGCCUCCAGCUGCUGCUGUCGUCUCCACACCACCAAAAGCAAGGUCCAAGAAAUCCUCCUCCUCCCUGCCCCUGAAGAAACUCAGCUGCCUGUACCCAGGGUGCCAGUUCAAGACUUCCUAUGGUAUGAAGGAUCUGGAACGUCAUCGGCGAACGCACACAGGAGACAAGCCCCACAAGUGCGAGGUGUGCAGCAAGUGCUUCAGCCGCAAGGACAAGCUGAAGAUGCACAUGCGCUCGCACACGGGCGUGAAGCCCUACAAGUGCAAGCACUGCGAGUACGCGGCGGCCGACAGCAGCAGCCUCAACAAGCACCAGCGCAUCCACUCCAACGAGCGCCCCUUCAAGUGCCAGAUCUGCCCCUACGCCAGCCGCAACUCCAGCCAGCUCACCGUGCACCUGCGCUCACACACAGGAGAUGCCCCUUUCCAGUGCCAGCUGUGCCCCGCCAAGUUCAAGAUCAACUCGGACCUGAAGCGGCACCUGCGGGUGCACUCGGGGGAGAAGCCCUACAAGUGCGAGUUCUGCGAGGUGCGCUGCGCCAUGAAGGGCAACCUGAAAUCCCACAUGCGCAUCAAGCACAGCACGGAGAACACCCUCAAGUGCCCCGAGUGCGACUUCCAGUGCGGCAACAAGACCAGCCUGCGGCACCACAUCCGCAGCCACCAGCCCGAGCAGCCCGUCAAGUGCUCCGAGUGCAGCUACUCGUGCUCCUCCAAGGCGGCCCUCAAGGUGCACGAGCGCAUCCACGGCAAGGAGCGGCCCUUCAAGUGCGACCUGUGCAGCUUCGACACCAAGCAGCGCAGCAACCUCACCACCCACGUCCGCAAGGCCCACGGCGACAGGGCCAAGGGCGGCAAGCGCUCGCCGGACAAGAAGGAAGGGGAGAGGCCGAAGCAGGGCGGCUCCAGGCAGGUCGCCAAGCUGGACGCCAAGAAGGCCUUUAAGUGCGACCUGUGCGACGCGUCCUUCGUGCGGGAGGACUCCCUGCGCAGCCACAAGAAGCAGCACAGCCUGUACAGCGGCUCCAAGAACGGCGAGCUGGCCGUGCUGCAGCUCCAGAUGGAUCCCGGCCGCCAGCCAGGCGCCCCCAUCACCGUCAGCCACCUCCAGGUGCCGCUUCAGGCCGCUCAGGUGGCCCCGUACAACGAGGGCAGAGUCAAGAUCAUCGUGGGCCACCAGGUGCCUCCCCAGGCCAACAGCAUCGUGCAGGCAGCCUCGGUGAACGUGGUGCCGCCGGGGCUGCUGGGCGCGGGCCAGGAGGAGGUGCUGGGCGGCGGCCGCCUGCAGCUGCUGGGCCAGGUCAGCGUGCUGGCCCCGGCCACAGGGAGCACGGGGGACACGGGGGCAGAGCCGGCCGUGCUGCUGACCGCCCACGAGCAGGGCGAGGGCAGCGCCCUGCACCAGGCCCUGCUCCCUGGGGCCGCCCCCGGCCACGAGCCCCCUGCCGGCCAGGCCUUCAUCGCCGGCUCCGGCAUCAGCUGCUCCGACCUGGAGGGGCUCAACGCCCUCAUCCAGGACGGGGCCACCGAGGUGACCGUGGUCAGCGAUGGCGGGCAGAGCAUCACCGUGUCCACGGCUGCUCCUCCUCCCCCCAUCUUCUCGUCCUCAUCCCACUCUGAGGGCCCCAAGCAGAGCUACUCCAUCAUCCAGAGCGGGGCUCACACGGCCCUGCUGUGUCCUGCAGACUCCAUCCCCGAUUAGGGGCUGCUCUGGGCACGGGGGUGUUCUGGGCACUGGGGCUCACAGGGGCUGCUCUGGGCACGAGGGUGUUCUGGGCACGGGGGCUCACAGGGGCUGUUCUGGGCACGGGGGCUGCUCCGGGCACUGCUCUCUCCUGUGGCAGUGCUGAGCCUGCCAGGAACACACAGCACACGACUGAACACAAGAUUUGUCCUCCAGAGCCACAUACCUUCCACUUCCACGCUGUGUUUGUCUGUACACUGAGGCAUCUCGUGUGUGAGGAGUAGGAGGGUGUGUUUGUAUUUCUGUAUUUCUGUGCCUCUGCUGCAGAGGCCCUGCUCCUUGGGAAGCAGCUGCUGCCAGUGUCCCCCAGCAGUGACACCCCCGGGUAUGGCUCCUGUACUGUGCUGCCUGAAGAAGAAUUCCUCUCCUUGUGCUGAAUUACCUCCAGAGCAGCCUUGUUGUUUGAUGCACAGAUGAAAAGACAAUAACCUGAGCCCUUGUGGAGUCUGCUGGACUGAGGUCUCAGUUCUGUGCUCUGUGUACAUUCAGUGCUCCUGGCUGGGCUCUGAGGAACCCCACUGCUGCUCCAGCCCAGGUGAAAUCUGAGGGCUGCUCCUCAGUAUCUGUAGAAUCAGUAGCCCCUGGCACUUGAGAUGCUGGUGCAGAGAGCAGGUGAUUGUUUUCAGAAAGUAAAAGAAUUUGUCCCUCUGUCAGUAGUAACUAACUCUGUUAGCAGCAACACAAAUCCUCUCUGGCAUGGUGAUGGCUGUCAGAGUGCCUGUGGGUUAAAGAGCAAAGCAACGGGAAAUAUAUUUUUUAUAAACACUA